Molecule: messenger RNA, 615 nt
Organism: Beta vulgaris subsp. vulgaris (sugar beet)
Lineage: Eukaryota; Viridiplantae; Streptophyta; Magnoliopsida; Caryophyllales; Amaranthaceae
Exons: 2
Coding region: 1-327 (108 amino acids)
Source: RefSeq, a predicted model, not a curated record
AUGAGUAUCUGGAAUGAAAAUGAUUUAUAUUUCUCUCAUCUGUUCUCAAUGUCCAAGAAGCACAAAGACCAUCCAGAUGAUCCAAGUAAAGAGCGGAAAAGUGGGCACCAUACAUAUGGAGACCAAAUCGAUGCUGAAGCUGAAAAGUUCAUACAGAGAAAACAUGAGAUUGGUGCUCAAGAGAAUCAAGAGGAUGUCGACGCUGAAGCUGAGGAUUUCAUUGAGCACGAGCACCUAAAAUUUGAACUUAGCAAAUGGAUGUCCAUGAAUAUGGAUGAUGCCAGUAUCUUAAAACAAGUGUGUGUAGGUGUAUCAAUCUCCAAGUAAGAAGGGGAAGGAAAGCAGCAAUAAGAAUCCCGAGUAAAAACAAAACAAUGAUGAGGCGGGAAGAAGUAGAAGUAGAAGUAGCAGGGUUAAAAAGAGAAUCUGGAGUUUUGCUAGAAAGAUUAAAGCAGAGGAAAGAGAAUGUCAUUCAACAAAUUGAAUGAUCUCAAUGUAAAACGGAGGGACUAGACCACUUGAGUGUCUAGUAGUUUCAUAUGGUGACUUUAGAUUCAAGCUGUCAAUAGAUCCUAACAUCUUCUCCAUUUGUAUUCUAUUUUCUCUUUGAUCUCA